Schistosoma turkestanicum is the source of this 1556-nucleotide messenger RNA. Lineage: Eukaryota; Metazoa; Platyhelminthes; Trematoda; Strigeidida; Schistosomatidae. The record is from the annotation of a GenBank genome assembly.
AAUAAUAACGGGGUGUUAUGAAUCCUCUACACGAAUGAGUUGUAAACCAUCAUUUGGCAGCAGCACAGAUAGGUUGACAUUUUUUACGUUAAUGCGACGUAUUUAGAGGACGAAUCAACGUGCAUCCAAGAUGGAUGAAAGAAUACCUACCCACUAACAUAGGUCCUGGCUCUUACGAAUGUAAUGACUCUUUUACAACGAAGGAAAAAAUCAAGACAUCUACUGAUAUUAAAGAUAUGUCAGGGUGGAAGAGAGGAUAUGAGGCGAAACGUAAUGCCACUAUACCAAACCUGUUCAGCAGGAGUCUAAAACUAAUAAAGGAAUCCCAACAACGAAACCUUGGACCUGGUCGAUAUAACCUACAAAGAGAAAUCCAAACAAGAGGAACUUCAAAGUCCAUAGGACCUAUAAACACAGCUGCUGUUCGUUUUUCUGAAAUUACAGCCAAUGAUACUCCAGGAGUGGGCACUUACGAGACAAAAGGUGAUCUAUUUAAAGAAAUAAUGGAUGCGAAAAAUUCAUGCCGUAGAAAAGGCUUAUUAGAAUGUGGUGGCAGUGGAGACCGUUCAUUACCGUUGACAGGGUGUUAUGUUCCACCAGGUACUUACGAGGUCAGCAGCUCAGUACAGACACUGCUGGAUAAGAAAACUGGGAAACGUGGACCGUACGAUUUGAUGACUGGACCUAGAAGCCAUACUCAUACUUCUGAAUAUCCAGAACCAGGAACCUAUCCAGUGAAGUCAUUUAUAUCCGACCUUUUACGACCAGAAAGACGAUAUACUGGCAUGUUUCGUAGACUCUCAGUUGAUCAAAGAAAAUUGGGUCAGUGCUAUUCUGCUAGGAUGCAAAACGACCUCAUCAGAUCUAAGAUUGGACCAGGAUAUUAUGAUCCAAAAGAUCUAGAUGAUAAAAACAAAAGUUUCAAUCAUCAAGCUCCCCCAUUUUUAUCCAGCGCCCCUCGUAAUUCACAUUCAAUAUUUUCUAUUGGACAGAGUCCGGUAGGUCCUGGACGUUAUAACUCGGAAAAUUAUGAUCAGUCACGGUGUGUAUGGGGUGCUAUGUCUGCAUUUGACUCUACUUCAUCAGCACGUUUAAGUCUGAAAGAAGCUUCUAAAUUAAGGGAGAGAUUACAUCCACUCAAUGUGCCAUUCCAUGGAAGGUCAAUUCUCAACAACACACCACGUGAUAUUCCAUUGAUAGCCUAAUUGUGAAAGGAACGAAUGGAAGUAACGAACGCUUUAAAAUCUACUAUACAGUUUACUGUUUUGAACAACAUAAUAUCAGUAAAUUAUAUUCUGGCAGUUAUUAUCAAAUCACCUACCAAUGCUUAAUCGUUGCAAUAAUUAUCUUUAUGCCCGUAGAUUUUUUACAGAUAAUUACGUUUCGACGUAAUAAUUCUAGUUUAUUAUUGAUUAGCUUUAUUAUUGUACAUUAUUACCUUGAUAGUUUAAAAGACGUCCUCUAUUUAUUAUGGUGAAUUAACAACAAUAUGUUUUAACCCAGUUUCCUUCAAUGCCCAAAUAAACAUAUAUAUACAUAUAUAUAUAGGUUUUAAA